Messenger RNA from Alosa alosa (allis shad), 997 nucleotides. Its product is annotated as mucin-1-like. The coding region runs from base 153 to 746 and encodes 197 amino acids. The transcript is spliced from 7 exons. NCBI's taxonomy places the organism in Eukaryota, Metazoa, Chordata, Actinopteri, Clupeiformes, Clupeidae. The record is from RefSeq and is a predicted model, not a curated record.
ACUUAAUUAGCAUCAAAAUAACAAACCGGAUUUUCAAUGACACUCUCAGAGAUCCAGACUCAACAGAUUAUAAAAAUCUCCGGGAGGAAGUUGAAUCAUUGUUCCAGAGUGCCUUCAAUGGCACCAGUGUCCAAUACCAAAGAGUAACACGCAUGAUUUUCAGCAAUGGGUCUGUCAUUGCAAAUUCAACAACACAGUUUGAAGCAUCCGAAAUAAAUUCAAAUAUAGUUACAUUUGAAGUUAAUAAUGCAAAGUCCCCCCUGCUUCUACAAGAAUCUUUUACUGAAGUUACUGAGGCCAUCUCAUCAAAAAAUGGCACUAAUAAUGAAACAACCGAGUCAGCAACCACUACAGGACCAAUGACUACGAGAGUGUCACCUAGCCAGACCAUCAACACAACAGCCACCACCGAGACUGCGUCAAUGCAGCACAGUGCUGGAGGAAACACCUCAGGAAGAGACACCUCAGUCCCUGGCUGGGGCAUUGCCCUUCUGGUCUUGGCAGCAUUGAUCCUUCUCAUCCUUCUCAUCUUCCUUGUUUUCCUGGUGUAUUUUUGUUGUUGCCGGAGUGGAGGGAGAGGUUUCAUGAAUGUGUCUGAUCCUACCCCCUACAUGCCCUUUAACCCAGACAUCCCCAUGUACUCAACCCACACCACCAUUGAUCUACCACCCAAUGGUAAACCCUAUGUGGACGAUAAUCUCAAGAACAGAAGUGGAAUGUAUGUGGUGAAUCCUAGCGUGAAGUGAUAGUCAGGAUGGCUGUCUUAUGGAAGGUGUGAGAGGACAAUAACUGGUUCAACCACCAAAUAGUGUGCCACUAAAGAAUAAUCAAAAUGUACUGUCUGAUUACAACAAUCACUGAAUUGUGAAAUAAGUACCACAAAUGUUUUAUACUCAACCAAUUCUUUUUUAAACAUAUAUAGAUUUUUUUUUCUCUUUAUCAAAUGUUCAUCUUAUUGUUGUACUGUCUGUAAGUUAUUGAAUAUGGGAAUUUGAAA